AGAACAUCACCCGGAUGAUAGAGGACAAGGUGGACCAAGACAUCAUGACAGCAAUAGAUGAAGACACCUUGUCGAGGUAUAUUCCUCAUCUGGGUGACAGAGUGUUUGCCAGGAACUGGACCAGUGGUGAACGCAAUGAAGAGAGGAAGCGAAUCCUUGUGGAUCAACUUAGGUCCAAAAUGAGGCUAUCUAGCACCAGUGGCCCAGCACCGACAGCCACUCAAAGCCGCAAUAGGAUUGGUGUGGGGAACAGAAAUGCAGAGAGCGACACGAGGAAGACUGAAGUAGGAUGGAUGAACUACCACAACGGUGUUAUGAAACAGGUUCGACGUCCAACUGGAGGUGGCACAAGGGAAAUCAUAGUCAGGAAAAGUGACACCAUGAAAAAAAAAUACUUGAGGAUGCAAAGAUGUUUUUCCCUAAUGGGAAAUCCACAAAAGGACAUAUGGACGAAUUUGAAUUCUCACUCUGUUAUGGGUUCAGGUGAGCCUUUAGAAGACACACUGAGUGUUGCAAGUGUCUGUGACACAACUCGUCAUAAACUUCUUCGAUUGUAUGUCUGCUCUAAGAGAAAACAUGCUGAAACUUCAACUAAUUUGAAUGCCACACCUGAGUCACCUCACCAAGACAGCUCACUUGCAGAGAGUACUUGCACUACAGCAAGCAAGACUUCAACACCAGACAGCCUCUCUCCACAUGCUUUUUCUUCUACUAUAUCUCAGCUCAGCCCUAUAAUGCCUGCUCCAGUGUCUGAAAUAGGACAGCUUGUGUCUACCUCAAGCCCUCCCAUACCUGCAUGUGUGAUUCCACAUUCAAAUGAGGAAGAUGAAGAGGUAAUAUUUGUAGGUGAUCCUAGGAAUGUGUCAUGUGACGACACAAAUGACACACUUAUGUAUGACCCACAAAUUACACCUCUGCCUGCAUUUGACAAUUUGCUAACCAACUUGCUUGCUGAUAAUGUGGUUGAUGGGACGUCUGAUGCAAACUCCACCUCUUUCUUUGAAAACCCGGAUAAUGUUGCAGAGAAGCAGCUCCUCACUAUUCGUUCAGCCCACUGCAUUACAGAUAUGAUUAAUGCCUUUUCUGACCCCAACAUCCUGGAUGCAAAUAUUACUUUUCAGCGGGUUCUGGAAAAUGGAGACAUAGAAAAUGGGGUACCCACCUUGCAUCAUGCUUACAAAGAAAGAGAAUGGGAAGCAGUGGCCCGCAUCGUGGCCUUUGGUUGGAAGUACAGGUAUCUUCCGGUGCAGCUGGCAAGGCCAUUUCUGUUAGAGGCUUUCUCCAUCAACCCAUCCACCUCUUCAUCUACCUUGAUGGAGGCUUUCUUGAACUACAUCAGCCCCAAUGAAAAAGAUGCCCUCACUGACGCUCUGAAUGAUUUCCACAAUGCCGACUUUGAUGAGCUGCUAACCAUUCUAGGCAGUCACAGCUGCCCAACUCUGCCUACAGAGCAGAAUUUGGCCAAACUUCUUGAUGAAAUUGUUCACAAGGAACUUGUGCAAGAACCUGCAUUCAUAAUAAAAUGUUGA
Molecule: messenger RNA, 1529 nt
Organism: Thalassophryne amazonica
Lineage: Eukaryota; Metazoa; Chordata; Actinopteri; Batrachoidiformes; Batrachoididae
Exons: 3
Coding region: 15-1529 (504 amino acids)
Source: RefSeq, a predicted model, not a curated record